Molecule: messenger RNA, 1602 nt
Organism: Microdochium trichocladiopsis
Lineage: Eukaryota; Fungi; Ascomycota; Sordariomycetes; Xylariales; Microdochiaceae
Exons: 2
Coding region: 1-1602 (533 amino acids)
Source: RefSeq, a predicted model, not a curated record
AUGGUGAGGGGCAUCUUCAGCCUGCGCCGUGGCGUCACGGGCAUCUUUGUCUUCAUCUUCUUCGGCCUCAUCAUCACCGCCUCGUACCUGCUCGAGGAGGGCCAGAGCUCAGAGUUCCUCAAGAACCUGCCCAUCUCGAAUCUCGGCGCCACCACCCCGGGCGGCAACAAGGGCAACCCAGGCAAUGUCGCUGCCAACGGCCGGCCGCCCAAGCGUCCCAACAACGGCCAUCCGGCCCCGAAGAUGAAGCCCGUUCCGACUCACGUCCCGCCGCCCAUCAGAGACCCGUUCCCGCUCCUCGAGCGCGGCGAGCGCCCCCCGCCGAUCCCCUCGUACAACGUGCCCCGUCACGAGAUGCACCACGAGUACGGCCUCGACUACGUCCCGCCGCUCUUCAUCGGUUUCACUCGCCAGUGGCCGAUGCUGCUGCAGUGCGUGGUUUCGUACAUCACUGCCGGCUGGCCGCCGGAGUCCAUCAUCGUCGUCGAGAACACGGGCGUGCAGUUCUCGAACCGGCAGGGCAAGCUCUCACUCCAGAACCCGUUCUACCUCAACCACGCGGUACUGAAGCGCCUCGGCGUCACCGUCCUGCAGACCCCGGUGCUGCUCACCUUCAGCCAGAUGCAGAACUUCUUCCUGUCCGAGGCGCACAACAGGGCGUGGCCGUACUACUUCUACUCGCACCAGGACAGCCUGGUGUACUCGUUCGAGGACGGCGCCGACACCGUCCACCGCCCCGGCGACCGCGAGUUCGAGUUCUACGACGACGACGAGAAGCACGACAUCAUGAACCCGCCGGCCGCAGGCAAGAAGGGGUACCGCACCAUCUACGAGAACGCGCUGCGGGAGCUCAACACGACUCUGGACCGCGAGGACCACUGGGCCUUCCGCUGGUUCCAGUAUGACCAUCUGACGCUCGUGAACCGCGAGGCCAUGGAUGCCGUCGGCGGCUGGGACAACCUGAUGCCCUACUACGGCAGCGACUGCGACAUGAACGCCCGCCUGGCCAUGGAUGGCUGGACGAUGAAGCACCGCCGCAUCGGCAUCAUCAACGACGUCUCGACGGUCCUUGACGACCUCAUUGUGCUGUACCGCGACAAGAAUGUCGAGCCCAAGUGGACCGACCCAAACCCGCCCGAGGAGAAGCCCAAGGAGGAAGGCAAGGCGGAGGAGAAGCCCAAGCAAGAAGAAGAACAGGAAGCUGCAGCGUCGACGGACGAAGCAGCAGCAGCAGCAGCAGCAGCAGCAGCAGGCGCCACGUCUGAAGCCAUUGAAGGCUCGCUGUCGUACUUCCGCAAGCUCGUCAAGACGGGCAACGACAUGGGCAAGUACAAGUACCGGGACGACGAGUGGCGCAACACGUGGCAGCUCUCCCAGCGCGGCGGGCAGGGCGAGCCGUACUACUACAACUCGGACGGCUUCGCGCAGUCCUUCUGGAUCCUUGCCGAGGCCGGGCGCGAGGUGUACCGGCAGAAGUGGGGCCACGGCGGGUGCGACCUCGUCCAGGAGACGGCGCUCAUCCCGUCGGACGCGUGGCUCGUCGAGCCGGACUGGAUCACGGACGAGCCUGCCGCGGAGAAGCCCAAAGACGGCAGGAGGUGA